Messenger RNA from Esox lucius (northern pike), 1766 nucleotides. RefSeq names its product S-antigen visual arrestin. Gene Ontology annotation, molecular function: G protein-coupled receptor binding. The coding region runs from base 177 to 1337 and encodes 386 amino acids. Gene Ontology annotation, cellular component: photoreceptor outer segment; photoreceptor inner segment. Lineage: Eukaryota; Metazoa; Chordata; Actinopteri; Esociformes; Esocidae. The record is from RefSeq and is a predicted model, not a curated record. Gene Ontology annotation, biological process: signal transduction; G protein-coupled receptor internalization. The transcript has 16 exons.
GGUAAGCUGAUCCUACACUUACCUCAGGUCAGUUCAUACCUUGAGAUGAGGCGGGGGAGUUAGGGUGCAGCAGAUUAUAAAUGCAACAACGUUGUGCCUGGUUCACUACUGCAACCUGCACCUGACUACUACACAUCCAGCACCACUACAGAUAAUAUUCUACCGACACAAAAACCAUGAGCAACAAACAUGUUAUCUUCAAGAAACUUUCCCGUGAUAAGUCGGUUGGGGUGUACAUGGCCAAAAGAGACUUUGUGGAUCACUUUGACUCCAUCGACCCUGUUGAUGGAGUUGUGGUGAUUGACCCUGUACUGAUCAAAGGAAAGAAAGUGUUUGUUAUGCUGUCCUGCACGUUCCGGUAUGGCAGAGACGACAUGGAUGUGAUGGGUGUGGCCUUUCGCAGGGACAUCUUUCUGACCACCCGCCAGGUGUACCCCGAAUUGCAGGACAAGGAGAGAAGCAUACACACCAAGAUACAGGAGAAGUUACUGCGCAAGUUGGGAAACAAUGCCUUCCCUUUUUUCUUUGAGUUCCCAGACAACCUGCCGUGCUCUGUGUGUUUGCAGCCAGCUCCAUCAGAUGUGGGAAAGCGCUGCGCUGUCGAGUUUGAAGUGAAGGUUUUCUGUUCUGACAACCAAGAUGACAAAAUUGAAAAGCGGAGCUCUGUGCGUCUGGCCAUCCGUAAAAUCCAAUACGCUCCAGAGGAUAGAAAAAUCAUCCCAUCUGCGGAGACAACCUUUGAGUUCCUAAUGUCUGACAAACCCCUGCAUAUGCAGGUCAGCCUAGAGAAAGAGACAUAUUACCAUGGUGAACCAAUCAAGGUCAGUGUUGACAUUGACAACAGCUCCAACAGGUCACUGAAAGACAUUACUGUUGCAGUGGAGCAGAUUACCAACGUGGUUCUUUAUUCCAAUGACAAGUAUGUAAAGGCAGUUGCCCUCGAAGAAACCUUAGAUGUAGUGCCCCCUGCCACUAUCCUGAAAAAAGAGUACACUCUUAUUCCUCUACUAGCUGUUAAUAAGGAGAGGCGAGGCAUCGCAUUAGAUGGCAAACUGAAGCAUGAGGACACCAAUCUGGCAUCCUCAAGCAUCGUGAAAGAGGAAGUCCUAAAGGAAGUGCAGGGUAUGCUCGUGUCCUACAAAGUGGUGGUUAGGCUCAAUGCAUCUGGGAUGGUUGGAUCUAGUGAGGUUGCUGUGGAGGUUCCUUUCCGGCUCAUGCAUCCUAAACCGGAAUCAGCUAAGGACUGUGAGGCAGAUGACAUGGUGUUUGAGGAGUUCAAGAGAGUCUACCUUAAAGGGCUCCUACCUGAUGAUGAUGAGUCACCAAACGAGGCGUAAGCAUGCUGUCCAAGUAGGUGGUCCAAGCAGGUGGAAAGCUUAGGACAUUAUAGCAGAAAUGCUGACAUUCAUAGAUAUGCUGAAGAUGAAGAUAUGGGGAAGCGAGAUGUUUUAGGGACUUGUUUUGCUGCAUUGUUCAUUGCUCCAUAUUUGUCAGUUGCUUAUUGUAAAGACCAUGUAUUCAUGACAAAGUCGAAUAAAUAGAUUAAAUGAGACUAUUGUAAAUAGUAUCGCUAUUCAGUAGCCAAAUUAAGAGCCAAUGCCUAUGCUUUACAGAGAGGAUCACUGCAGUGUGUGUGAAGACACAUUUUGUUCAGCCAAGCAGACUGUGUUGAAGUGUAUAUUUGUAAUGACAGGGUUGACCUGUAAGAGACAUUGGUCUCAUGAUUCCAUGUCCAGAAAAAUAAAUACAUAAAAUAUAUCAAUGUU